AUUGCGGUGGAAGCAUUAUACAAUUUAUAAAAAUAUUAAAUAAAUAUAAAAGAAAUUAAAAUGCGUUUAACAAAUAUGCUAUUGAAAAAAGUGAAAAGCAAGCGCGUAAUGGUUCUUAUGGAGAGUGUUGUUAGUAAUCAUCAGUUUACCGCAAUGCGUGAUCGUUUAGCAGAUAAACUUGAAUUAAUACGUUUUGAUCCAUAUAUACAACAAGAGUCAUUGUAUCGCGAGCGCAGAAGGAUACGCAGUGCAUAAACAUGUGAACACAUACAUAAUUAAUUAAUUUACAUUCGUUUUAAAAUUUAAAAAACAUUCAACAAUAAACAUAUGAUUUCGAAAUAUACGAAUAAAAAGUGUAUUGUAAUUA
This is a messenger RNA of Teleopsis dalmanni, 367 nucleotides long. Its product is annotated as 39S ribosomal protein L33, mitochondrial. The coding region runs from base 61 to 255 and encodes 64 amino acids. Lineage: Eukaryota; Metazoa; Arthropoda; Insecta; Diptera; Diopsidae. Gene Ontology annotation, biological process: translation. The record is from RefSeq and is a predicted model, not a curated record. The transcript is spliced from 3 exons. Gene Ontology annotation, cellular component: mitochondrion.